CUUCCCUUUCCUGUCCUAUGCUUCAUUCAUGAUACAGUUCCUUCGUGGAUGGACUAUAUAAGCGUAUUAAUUUCUGUUCUUCAUUCUUCUGCACCUCACAGGAGUUCUGUCAUAAGCAUCAAGCAUAAUGUGUAAUUGCUGUCAUUUUUGAAUUGUGCCUAAAAGUGUGAAAAUAUAAUAGGAAGUGUUUUUCAGUGUUGUUAUACUUUCCUUUCUUUUAUCAAAUUUUCUUUUCUUUAAAAAAAAAAGAUGUGCCGACGUUCUAUAAUUUGGAUCAGUACAUUAUUGUUACUGUUAAUGUUAUGUGUACGUCGAGCAAUUGGUCUAUACGAAACGGCACCCCAUAUUAUUGUAAUCAUGGCUGACGAUUUGGGAUGGAACGACGUUGGUUUUCAUGGAUCAAAUCAGAUUCCAACUCCUAACAUCGAUGCUCUUGGCUAUAAUGGGAUUAUAUUAAAUAGACACUAUGUUCUACCGUCUAGUACACCUUCUAGAUCAGCUUUCUUAACUGGACUUUAUCCAAUACGUAUUGGAAUGCAAGGAGAUGGAAUUCUCGGUGGUGAACCGCGUGGUCUUCCAUUGGAUAUAAAAAUUUUACCAGAACAUUUACGAGGAUUAGGAUAUACGACAAAAUUAAUUGGAAAAUGGCAUAUGGGGUAUCAUACACCUCAGUAUACACCAUUACAUAGAGGUUUUGAUUCUUUUCUAGGUUUUUAUAACAGUCAUAUAUCUUAUUAUGAUUACAACUAUUCAAAUCAGAAUAUGAGUGGAUAUGAUUUGCAUCGCGGUGAUGAUCCAGCUCAUGGAAUUAAUCGCGAAUAUGCAACAGAUUUGUUCACCGAAGAAGCGAUAAAAAUUAUUGAAAAUCACGAAUUGCCUAGACCAUUGUACCUACAAAUAUCGCAUCUAGCAGUCCAUGCUCCUUUGGAACAACCUGUUAAUGAAUACAACGAUAGGGAAUUUACACACAUUCGUGAGCCAAAUCGUCGCAAAUAUGCCAGAAUGGUGUCGAGAUUGGACGAUUCGGUUGGACGUAUUGUCCAUGCGUUGGGCGACAAAGGAAUGUUGAGAGAUUCUCUGAUUUUAUUUCUCACUGAUAAUGGAGCUGCAUCUGUCGGUAGAUACAGAAAUUGGGGCUCAAACUAUCCCUUGAGAGGGACAAAAUAUACUUUAUACGAAGGAGGUGUGAGGAGUGUUGCUGCGUUGUGGUCACCGAGAAUACAAAAAGCAGCUCGCAUUUCUAACCAGUUAAUACACGUAACAGAUUGGUUGCCAACUCUUUACUCGGCAGCUGGAGGAGAUUUAAAGGAUUUAGGCGAAAUUGAUGGUAUUGAUCAAUGGCGUCUACUUAGCGAAGGACAUGGACGAGGCAGGGAUAAACUUUUGCUAAAUAUUGACGAAGUUCGAAAGACUGAAGGAGCGAUAUAUAGCCGAUUUAAAUUAUUACGAGGAUCUGUCGACAAUGGCUACUACGAUGGUUAUUAUGGAGACUCUGGAAUAACGAUAGAGACACCGCCAUAUACAGAUAUUGUAUUAAAAAGUUCUGUCUCUCAAAGUAUUACUUACCAUUUGGGUGGCCCAGUGACUCAACCAAGUACAAUGAUGCAAUUACGACGAGAAGCAACAGUUCAGUGUCGUCCGAAUAUGACAUAUUAUCAUAGACAUAUAUUUACUACUUGUAAUGUCACGGAAUGUUUAUUCGAUAUUGUAAACGACCCAUGUGAAAUGAAAAACGUUGCCGAUGCAUAUCCUAGAAUUGCGAGAGACUUAGAUCUUUACCUGGAACAUUAUGGUCACAUUUUGAUACGACAAAUUAAACUUCCCGUUGAUUGGUUAGCUGAUCCAAGGAGGAGAAAUAAUACGUGGGAACCAUGGAUUCAUUCAGGAGCUGCAAUAUUUGUUCCUAACACCGCAGCCAUAGUUGGCAAUUUAGUGUACUGUGUUCACAUUUUAAUAGUUUUUACUUCAACCUUACUGAGCAUCUUCACUUGACCGUAUAAUGCUUAUUAGAGUUAUUGCAAAUAUAAUUGUUAAUUGACUAAUUUGACAAAAUUUCUUUAUGUAACAAAUAUUUCAAGUAUUUCGAAAAUUUUAGAUAAUAUUUAUAGGACAAGCAUUAUUAAAUAUUUUAGUAAUUUAAAGCAAAUUUCUACUAUGGAAAUUUGAAAUGCUAUGCAAAACAUUCUACAUUGUUGUUUUUAUUUCAUUUAAUUACUUUUUAUAUUUUCGUAUCUAAUGUAGAGAAGCAUUUGAGGUAUCUAUCAAAAUCUUUUAUCUCUUAAUUUAAGCUUUAGUUCCCGUUUACAGUAAGGAUACUUUAUUAAAUAACACAAAUUAGUUCCAGUUUUGUUUGUCUCAGUAAAUGCAAAAGUAUUGCUGGUCAUACUUUGAUUUAACUGAUGAGCGCACAAUGUAAUUAACGAAACAUUAGUGGAAAUAAAUGAAUUUAUACUUA
This is a messenger RNA of Osmia bicornis bicornis, 2455 nucleotides long. RefSeq names its product arylsulfatase B-like. The record is from RefSeq and is a predicted model, not a curated record. The transcript has 8 exons. Lineage: Eukaryota; Metazoa; Arthropoda; Insecta; Hymenoptera; Megachilidae. The coding region runs from base 250 to 1992 and encodes 580 amino acids.